Molecule: messenger RNA, 1655 nt
Organism: Onychostoma macrolepis
Lineage: Eukaryota; Metazoa; Chordata; Actinopteri; Cypriniformes; Cyprinidae
Gene: sirt4
Product: sirtuin 4
Exons: 4
Coding region: 150-1079 (309 amino acids)
Molecular function (GO): NAD-dependent protein lysine deacetylase activity; NAD+ binding
Source: RefSeq, a predicted model, not a curated record
GCGAAGACCUUCACUAAACUACAUUUACCAUCAUGCACCUGUAUAACAACACGGAAGUUCUUGUUUUGAUGACCGCUACAGCUACUGUACUAAUGUUUACGAAAUACAAGACUUUGGGUGUCGAGGAUUUUAUAAAUACAGGUUUGUAGAUGCUGUUUUCAUGGAGAUCCCUGCCUCCUCGUGUGGCAGUGAAAAGAUGUGCCUCUACAAUACAAGCUAGUGUGCAACGAUUCGUUCCUGCAAGUGGCUCAAUUGACUCCAAUGCUGUGGAACAACUCCAGGCCUUUGUGUCGCAGGCUUCUCGUCUGUUUGUGAUAAGCGGUGCCGGACUCUCCACUGAAUCUGGAAUUCCAGACUAUAGAUCAGAAGGUGUGGGACUGUACGCACGGACUGACAGGCGGCCUAUGCAACACUCAGAGUUUGUGCGCAGUGCGAAAUCGAGGCAGCGAUACUGGGCACGGAACUACGUGGGGUGGCCGCAGUUCUCCUCACACCAGCCGAAUCCAGCGCAUUUCGCAUUGCGGGACUGGGAGGAAAAGGGAAAACUGCACUGGCUCGUCACUCAGAAUGUAGAUGCAUUACACUCAAAGGCUGGACAACAGAGACUAACUGAACUUCAUGGAUCUACACAUAGGGUUGUGUGUUUGGACUGCGGGCAGCUGACUCCACGUGCUGAGCUUCAGAAGCGUUUUGCAGCUCUUAACCCUGGCUGGGAAGCAAUUGCAGAUGCUGUGGCCCCAGAUGGAGACGUGUUUCUGGAAGACGAGCAGGUGCUGAACUUCACAGUACCUGCUUGUGAUGCCUGUGGCAGUGUACUCAAACCUGAGGUGACGUUCUUUGGUGACGUAGUGAACCGAACUACAGUUAACUUUGUGCAUAACAAGCUGGCUGAGUCUGAUGCUGUGCUUGUGGCUGGAUCUUCUCUUCAGGUUUUUUCGGGGUACCGCUUUCUCCUUGCUGCUAGUGAAAGAAAGCUUCCAAUAGCCAUCGUGAAUAUAGGACCCACUAGAGCUGAUCAUCUUACUGACAUCAGGGUGAGUGCGCGCUGUGGAGAAGUGCUGCCGGCCAUUCAGCUCUGAGAAAGGAGAAACUCUGAGACCUUUUCCUUGAAGCUAUUCUGAACCUCAGCACUCGACUCAUCACAGGAUUACUGGAACAUAGAUUUGGUUUGGUUGUAGGCUGCUUGCAUAAUACAACUGAUCUCUACCUCAAGUUACCGAAUUACUUUAACAUAUACACACACUCAUUAGCUAGAGUUUGAAGUGCAAUACAGAAUACAGCAUUGGCACUAAACAGUUCAUUUUAAAUACUUUAUCAUUUUAAAGUAGGUUCAUAGGGACAACUGCAUUUCCCAUCAAGAAUUCACUCUCUGAAAAGUAACAGAGCUUCUCAAGUGUCAGUGUGGGAAACAGUCAUGAUAAUGAUGAAAUUCUAAACGAGCUGUAUGGAUUAUGACUUUAUUUACCUACAAACAUUUGGUUAAUGAUGAAUGACUAUUUAAAUAUGUGUUUUUGAAUAUGUGAAUGUACUAGGAUGUUUUUAAAAUGCAUUGGAACACAUUAAAAAUAUUCGUUAAUCAUUUGUUCUGCCUGAAAAUAUGUCAAGUUAAUUGUAUUUGUUUUAGUGCUUUUCACAAUACACAUAGUUUCAAAGCA